This is a messenger RNA of Austrofundulus limnaeus, 1565 nucleotides long. RefSeq names its product kazal-type serine protease inhibitor domain-containing protein 1. Gene Ontology annotation, biological process: regulation of signal transduction; regulation of cell growth. Gene Ontology annotation, cellular component: extracellular region. Gene Ontology annotation, molecular function: insulin-like growth factor binding. The transcript is spliced from 4 exons. The record is from RefSeq and is a predicted model, not a curated record. Bases 196 to 1041 code for a protein of 281 amino acids. Lineage: Eukaryota; Metazoa; Chordata; Actinopteri; Cyprinodontiformes; Rivulidae.
GGUCGGCUCUUUGAUCUUUUUUAUUUUUUCCUUUUUUUUUCAUCUGGUUCUGGUUCUGGUUCUGGUUCUGGUUCUGGUCCUCAGGAGUCCUGGACGCACGGAUCCGGGUGUGAGUGUGGAUUUAAAGCUGCAGACAGAACUUGGUCCUGAACAGAACCCGGUCCGACCCGGUCUCUGUGGGUUUCAGCUCAUAAAAUGCAGGUUCUGGUUCUCUUGGUUCUGAACUUGCUCACCUGCGGGGCCGUCCCGAACCGGCUCUGGGGCAGCGGCUGGAACGGAACCGGUCCCGGCGGGGCAGCUGUUUGCGGGCCCUGCGAACCGGACCUGUGUCCCGAGUCCCGCGGCUGCCGGGCCGGGCUGGUUCCGGACUCGUGCGGCUGCUGUCAGGAAUGCGGGAACCUGGAGGGUCAGGCGUGCGACCCGGGGGACCGGAACCUGUUCUACGGUCUGUGCGGGACCGGGCUGCGGUGCCAGGCGGACCCGGGUCCCGCAGGACCAGGAGGAGAGGAUGAAGAGGAGGUGUGUGUCUGUGAGGACCAGGAGCCGGUCUGUGGGACUGACGGAACCACAUACCUGAACAUGUGUCAGUUCAGAGAGGCCGCCUUCUCCGAACCCGAGCUCCGGACCAGAGGGAGGGGGCCCUGCCGGACAGCCCCCGUCAUCAAGGUCCCACCUCAGGACCAGGUGAACGGGUCUGGCAGCAGUCUGAUUUUCCUCUGUGAGGUCUUUGCAUUCCCGAUGGCUCAGGUGGAGUGGAAGAAGGCGGGACGAGACGUCAUCUUACCUGGAGACGACCCUCACAUCUCUGUCCAGUCGAGGGGCGGUCCUCUCAAGUUUGAGCUCUCCAGUUGGCUUCAGAUUGAGGGGGCGGAGCUAAGUGACUCUGGAACCUAUCACUGCACAGCUCACAACAACCAGGGGUCUGUCUCUGCCGCCGCUGUCCUGGAGGUCCUGAGAGCAGAGGAGCUGUCGUCCUACCUGUCCAACAGUGUGUCUGAGAUGAAACAGCUGAUGGACGACUAUGACCAGGACUUAUACUGACCUCCACAUGAUGUCACUUCCUGUGUGUCCAGCAGACUUUUAUUUUGGCGAAUACAGGACAGAGUGGAUGAUGUAAUUCCUCUUCACGUUAUCUACUGGUGUCACGGCGGCUCAGCGGGUUGAGUGUCUGCUGGAAGUCGCAGGUUUGAGCCUCAGACUCGUCUCUGUGUUCAGGUCAAAUCUCUGUUUCUUUAAAAAAAACAUUUGUUUCAAACAGGAAGUGGUUCAGGUCCAGAUUAUUUGUUGAUUCUUCAGACUUCCUGUCUGUUCUGACCUCAGCUCAGGACCAGUCCUGCUCUGGGUUCAGUUUUAUUUAUUUAUGCAUAAAGUGAGCGUACGCUGUGCAGUGAUGCAUGCUGGGACACAAGCUGUGACCUGCUGCUGCUGGACUUGGAUUAAAAUGUUGUUUUAGUCCCAGUUAUUACAUAAUCUGAUACAUUUAAAAAUGUUUAAUUUGAAUUGAUUCAUAUAUUUUUAUUGUUUCAUGAGUCACUAUGAUAAUAAAGAUUUGCUUUAACCUGUAA